AUGAUAACGCAGAGUAAACCAGCUAAUGAUGUUGAUAAAAACUUAAGGCUUGGAUUUCGUGUAGUUUGCUCUACGGCACUCUAUCCAUUGGAGUAUUCGAAAACUCUUAUCCAGCUUGGUUAUGAACCGAUUGCCCCUCGCCCUGGUCGAACGUUGUUUGGUGCAAGACGUAUGAUGCUUCCGAACAUUUUCCAGUAUGCCGCAUACAUUAAGAGUGUGGACGGAUUCACAGGAUGUUUCCGAGGUCUCAGUGCUAGACUUGUUGGAAACUUGCUAAGUGCACACUUCAGCGAAAAAGUUACAGUAGCGCUGUUGGGAAAGAAGAAAGCUCGUAUUACGCAAUCUGUGAGAGAAACUCUUCCAGAUUUCAAAUUUUUUGGUUUGGACGAGUUUGAAGAAAUAGAGGACACAAGCCCUGACACGAAAGAAGACAUGGUUUAUAAAGCCGUGACGCACUUUUGUGGUGUAAUUAUAUCGCACCCAUUCCACGUGAUUUCCAUUCGUAUGAUGGCUCAAUUCAUUGGUCGGGAGCAUAUGUACGAUGGUUUGUUUGGUUCGAUAAAAGAAAUCUGGGUGCACGAGGGCAUAUCCGGCUUCUUUUCUGGGCUCAUCCCACGCUUGUGGAUGGACUUCUGUUGUAUAGCCGUCACCAGUGCGAUCACGUAUUUCUUAAGUAAGACGGUUCGUGGCUACGUGGAUACCAUCGCUCACUUUACUGUUACAAGCGUGAUGUAUCCGUACCAUGUAGUAUCCACUUGCAUGGCAGUCCAGGGUUCCAGAUUAAGAGCUGGCAAUCCUCCCUUAAUGGAUCAUUUUAUCAACUGGCGUUAUUGUUAUGCUAGCUUGCUUUUAAAUGGAGAACACAAGCGAGGAUCUUCUUUCUUUUUCCGAAGCGUGGCUAGAGCACAGAUUAAGCCAAACAACGCAUUUGCUCCAUAUCCGGAUCUUAAGUAAAUCUAUAACUGAAAUUUUCCUCGGUCUCGGUGUCACAUACUGCAGCCAUAAUUUUGUUGUUAGAAUUCGUUGGUUUGUCUUACCCUAAGUUCCAUUUGCAGAUAUUUGGCCUUGUAUCCAAAAUGUUUAAAUAUGUGCAUUUAUUCAUUUAUUUUAUGUAGUUGUUUUUAAAUAACAUCAGAGUGUCUUUGUAUCAAUCCAAAAAUUAAAAAAAAUUCUUAAGUGCACUAACGGUCAUAUAUUAGAUGUGCUGGAUCGAAAAUUGUAUAACGCAAGUUCGUAAUUAGAGCAAGCAACAGAAAAUUGUUAUCGUGCAAAACGAAUGGAUGGGACAAGGUUGAAUACCUCUUCUAAUAGUAGUACUUGCCGCAGUCAAAUACCAUUUAUGAGCCAAUCAA
Molecule: messenger RNA, 1352 nt
Organism: Anopheles nili
Lineage: Eukaryota; Metazoa; Arthropoda; Insecta; Diptera; Culicidae
Gene: Mtch
Product: mitochondrial carrier homolog 2
Exons: 5
Coding region: 1-954 (317 amino acids)
Source: RefSeq, a predicted model, not a curated record